Molecule: messenger RNA, 342 nt
Organism: Anoplopoma fimbria (sablefish)
Lineage: Eukaryota; Metazoa; Chordata; Actinopteri; Perciformes; Anoplopomatidae
Product: RLA class II histocompatibility antigen, DP alpha-1 chain-like
Biological process (GO): peptide antigen assembly with MHC class II protein complex; antigen processing and presentation of exogenous peptide antigen via MHC class II; immunoglobulin production involved in immunoglobulin-mediated immune response
Cellular component (GO): MHC class II protein complex
Molecular function (GO): MHC class II protein complex binding
Source: RefSeq, a predicted model, not a curated record
AUGAAGGUGAUGGUGGUCUUCGUCCUCUCUGGUGUCCUCUGUGUCUCAGCUGACGAUCCUCCUUCCAGUCCGGUGAUCUACACCAGAGACAAGCAGAACCGGGAGAAGAACACCCUCAUCUGUCAUGUGACUGGUUUCUAUCCUGCUCCUGUGAUGUUCUGGACCAAGAACCAGCAGAACGUCACUGAAGGAAGCAGAACCAACGUUCCCUUCGUCAACAAAGACGGAACCUUCAACCAGUUCUCCUCACUGGAGUUCAUCCCACAGCUGGGAGACAUCUACGGCUGUACGGUGAAACAUCUGGCCCUGGACCAGCCGCUGACCAGGUUCUGGGAUGUGGAG